Molecule: messenger RNA, 1336 nt
Organism: Cladocopium goreaui
Lineage: Eukaryota; Dinophyceae; Suessiales; Symbiodiniaceae
Source: the annotation of a GenBank genome assembly
AUGGCGAUUGGCGAUGCAGAUCCGAAAAAGAGGCCAGAUGGGGUGAGUCAAACACUCACUGAAUCUCAGAAUGCCAAGGCGAAGCCGGCACCCAAAGAGAGGGUCCAGCCGAAGAAGAAGCUGAUGCCCAGACCCCCACAGGCGCCGCCGCCUCGAAAGCUUCUGGCAGACCGACAGAGCCAGCAGUUGGUACCCGUGAAGGAGGAGACCAUGGAAUUCUACGAUGGGCAGACGGUGCAGAUGCCACCUCCACCUCCGCCCACGUCACCCUGGCCCCAGGCAGCGCUUCCGGGCUCCUUCCCGAAAUCUGUGUCUCUGCUAGGUCUCAGCAGCAUGGGCAUGGCAGGGGGCAGCUUGGUUCCGCCGGUGGUUGCCCCACCUCCCAUGAAUCCCCCAGCUGCAGCUGCAACAGCUCCAGUAGCAGCGGUAGCGGCUCCACCAGCUACACCUGUGGUGGUGCCUCCUCCAGUGGUGAUCCCCCCACCUGUGGCGUCUGCGGAUAAUGGCUCUGCUCCUGAUGCAGCGAAGAACCGUGAGGCUGAACAUGCCUUGGAGCAAGCGCGGGCAGUUCACCAGCUGCACUUGGAGCAAUCGAGAGAAAGGAUUCAGGGUUUGAGGCACAGCUUGAAGCUCAAGCGAGACAAGCACAAGAUUCUGAGGACAGCUUGCCAGCAGAGUAGGGCCGCCCUAAGCUCCUGCCAGGAUUUGGUUCGUGACCAGCUAACCGAGAUGGAAAAGCGGAAGUCGCGCCUGGAAUACCAGCUCUCUGAGGCCGAAAGCCAGUUGAAAGAAGCACAGAGGGAGAAUUCGGGGUUACAGAAGGAGAAUUCGGUGUUGCGGACCCACAGAGAUCUCUUGACGAGAGAGAUGAAGGACUCUGGACCUGUGAAAGCCGAAAUCGAGGCGGCUAGGAGUGAAAUCUCAGUGCUACACGGACAACUGGAGAAGUUGAAAGAGGAAAACGAGGCUCUCAGGGCAAAGGCUUCAGAAGAGGACAACGAGAAAUGGAAAAAACACCAGAUGCUGCUAGAGCGCUACUCCUCUGCACUGAAGGUCAUCGCAGAUCCGCAGCUGUCUGUUCUGUUGGAAGCUUUGUCUGGCAGCUCCGACAAGCAGACGCUGGAACAUGCCAUUGAAAGUCUGCGGGAACUGAGCAAAUCCAAAGGCUUUGUGGUGCCGACGACUGAUGGUGACACGGCCACGGAAAUCAUGGAAGAUUCGGACAAGGAAGCAGAGGCUGAGAGUGAGAAAGAAGCAGAGGCUGAGAGUGAUGAUAGCGACAAAGGAAAAAACACAGGCAAAGCCUGGCCCACGCUGAACGACACCCCAGCAUCGC